GAUAUCUCAACCCGAGAGAACCACUGUUCCAUAGCCAGUUUCGUGUGUAUCCUAAAAUACAAGACUCGAGGCUCUCAAUAAUGUUCUCCAAACAAUUUUGACUUUAAUAUGGAUCACAAUGACGAUGGCGAGAUGGAAGAACGUAGGUCCAUUCGCGAUCCAAGUAGAAAACCUAAAAAAUACGGGAGCACCUCCAAACACAUGACACGAAAUGAAAAUUUGGUUAAACACAUUGUCUCAAAGUGCGAUACCCUCCAAGGUAUAGCCCUCAAAUACGGAGUUACGACUGAACAAAUUAGAAGAAUAAAUCGAUUAUGGGCAUCAGACAGUUUGUUCCUGCGGGAAUAUUUAUUGGUUCCCGUUCCUGCGGACUGUGUUUCACCUAUGAGCGGAGCGGAGUCUCCAGCUUCAAGUACAGAUACAAAUGCUGCUCUGUCAAAUAGCUUUAAUUCGACACCAGUAACAUCGCCCAAUGAGGACGGCGCAUCCAUUACAGAUUUUUUAGCAAAAAUGGAUUGUUCUAUUGCUUCAGUUAAGAAUGAAGUGCGGCGAGUACAAGGCAGUAGCGAAUUUUGCUAUGACGGAGAAACGACGCAUGUACAACGUCGCAAAGCAACCGCGCGUUUGCGAAAUUCCCAUCCGGUAACCUCGAGCACGAUGUCAGAAAAUACAGAACAGUUGAGGCCCCUGUCGAGCAACGACGUGCACAGCUUACCAUCGGCGGUCGUGAUGACUCAAGGUCGACGAGUCAAAACGUCUCUGCAGAAACUGCAGCAACAACAAGACGAAAUUUUUCAAUUGUAGCAUCAAUUUUUUUUUUCACAAGAACGUUAGUUUUUCUACUAUUCAAACUAUUUUUCUUUAUUCUUUCACUCCGAGAAGUUAACGGAUAACGAAGAUAAAAUAAUAACAACAACAACAACAACGCUGAUCAGCACUAUACACGAUAAUUAGCUAUAGGCGAAACAUUUUCUUCUUUCAAAACUUAUUGUUUUUUCGAUUAUUUAUUUUCUUUUUUCUUCGCGUUAUGCCAGACGUGCCUUUACGGGUGGACGCUCACGUAAUCGAAUUCAUUUAUUUUUCAAUAUUAGCAAAGUAUUCAUUUUACUGAAAUUUUCUCCUUUCCAAAUCAUUACAGGGUCAUUAUACAUAUUUAGCACACAGAUAUGCACUUUUCAUGUUCCUCUCUCGCCUUCAGUGGUCGUUGACGAUUUGAAAGGAACACGAAAGCGAAGCCCACCGAAUGAGUUGAUUUUUAUUUCAUUUGUACUCUUUACUCAGAGUUCACGAAGCUUGCGAUGAUAAAACUUUAGAGUUCGAAGAUCCCAAAAAAUAUAUUAAGAGACGUGAUGCUCGUGGAAGAAUUUAUUUCGUCCUUGAUCUAUUGUUCGAUUAGAAAUACGUUUUUGCCAAAAGUUUCAAACACAAAGUCAUUAAUGAUAAUAUUUGCGAAAAAAAUAUUUCAUGACGAAUAUUCUAGUUUAUCGCAUUAUUUAAUUGUAGGAGUGAUUGUACAGUAGAAAUAUUAUUCGAUCAAGGGUUUGUUGUGUUUUGAACGGAACGCUUUUUUUCGUGAUUCAUAGUGAACGUGGAAAUGAUAGUAAUGGCGGAUUUUUCGAGAUAAGAGAGCAGAACGACCACUGAGAAAUUUCAAAUUUUCAAACUGUUACUGUACUUCCUUUAUUCUAUUCUAUUUUCGAUUCGCUAAAGAGAAGAAAAAGUUGAAUGAAACGUCGAAACGAAACGUAAAUGGUUAUAUUUUUUCGUUCGUUCCCUUCCUUUAUUGUUCGAAAAUGAAACGAACAAACGAACACUGAAAUGCCGAAUGUGGAAUUGUCUUCAAUUGGCGCCCUCCACGUUUAUUACAAAGAUUGUACAUUUGCCAGGUGGACAUGCAUACGAGAUAAUGACAAUUUUAAAUAUAUAUAGAUAUAUGUAUAUAUUCAGGAUUGUUUCAAGUUAUAUAAAUGAUAUAUUAUUGAUGAUCGAUGAAUAUUCUAUGGGCGCAGGUGCUGACGCGAAAUGGUAGCAGCGAAAAGUAAAAAUGCUACCACGAAAGUGAGAUCGUUCGACUGAGUUAAGAACGCAGUUCGUUAUUUUAGUUUUACUGUUAUGGCACCAUCAUGAAAAUAAUAAAUCAACUAUAAUUGUCAAGUAAAAUCUCUCCUUAAAGUAAAACUCAACGAAAUAUACACUAUAAAUAAAUGUACCUACGCGUAAACAACAAAUCACGAAAAGUAUGAAUCGAGGUUCUUCGUAUUCAUCAACUUUUCAAUAUGGAAAAGUUAAGUUUGUUGAUUGACAAAUAGACCGAGAGGGAAACGAGGAGGGUGAAUGGCAAUAAAAAAAAACGUAAUUAGACAAUAUAAAUGUUAA
Molecule: messenger RNA, 2376 nt
Organism: Venturia canescens
Lineage: Eukaryota; Metazoa; Arthropoda; Insecta; Hymenoptera; Ichneumonidae
Gene: red
Product: LysM peptidoglycan-binding domain-containing protein red
Exons: 4
Coding region: 109-804 (231 amino acids)
Source: RefSeq, a predicted model, not a curated record